ACAGCGCAGCGCGAGGCCAGUCCGAGAACGCGACCCUAACACUAACAUCCGGUGUAUUCCGAGAGUCGGAAACGGAAACGGCUGCUUGAUCGAUUAAUCGACACACGCCACCAUGAAGAUCGCUCUGCUGCUGCUGCUCGUCGCGGCCUUCGCCUCAGCUCAAAGAAUCACGACGAUUCAGCUAGACGGCGUGCAAUACUUCGUGUCAAGGAUGAAUCCCUACAGUCCGGAGCUGAACUACUUCCUGGCCUAUCAGUACUGUCGUUCGCUUGGCUUGCAGUUGGCCUCUUUCGAGACCAAGGAAAAAGCCGACACGAUGACGCAGUACUUGAAAAACGCCGGCUACGUUAAAUACGACUUCUGGACAUCCGGUAACAAGUUGGGCACGGACAUGUUCCUGUGGAUGAGCACCGGUCUUCCGUUCAAUGCCACCUUCGACUACAUGCUGAGGCGACCUGGCAACAGACCUGCCGACGUUCCACCCGGUACCGAACCUCAACGAGUGGCACGCGAAAGCGGCGACAGCGGCAGCGCGGACGGAUGCGUGGCGAUGGCGGCACCGACGUUAGCCUGGGAGGCUCAGGAUUGCACCUUGGUUAAGGACUUCAUCUGCGAGCAAACGAGAUGCUACUACUACAACUACGGCAGCAUUCCAGUCUCUGCGACUCAGGGAAAUCGCAGACCGUACAUAACAACCACAUCGGCGCCAGCCAGCGACGACCAAAUCGACGAGCACGAGGAAAGCAACACCGGCAAGAACGACGAGCAGAAUCAGGGCAGCAUCGACGAGAAAUUAACACCGGAGGAAGAGGAGAGCUCUGUCGAUGGAAAAUCACCUGAAGACCCGGUCGUCAGCAGGCUGAUUACCACGGCCGUUCCCGCAUCUGACAAGCAACCGUCCACGUCCUCGCCAGUCGUCAUCGAGGAUCACGAACAACCUGCCAACGUCGAACUCGACAACGCAAGGCCCGAUCAUCUUCCUGACAUCACGAGCCUCUUCACCGACCCACCAGGCCCACAGGCGCGAAAAGACAACGUGUUCGAGGGCCUUCAGACUCGCGAGGUUCAUCGUUCCUCUCUACGCUCCGCCUCCGACAUGAAGGUCGAGCAUCGAGAGUCACCGGACUAUUUCGAGGUCCACGGCGAAACCGAGUCGCCGAACAACGGUCUGGAAGACGCUCACACGAUCGGACCGUACGACAGCGUGCAAGAUUACUACGUGAACGACCAGCCGGAGGCGGGCGAGUCGUCGAUGAUGAAGGACCAGGACGACGACAGCAGCACGAUCCUGCCAGAAGCGGAACCGGCCUACAGGUACAACAUCAAAGUGCGCACCAACGGCAAAGUAUUAGACCCUCCGUCCAAGUAACGCUUUACAAUUUAGGCAUCGCGUUUGUUCGUUUUGAUAAGUGAAAGAGAGAGCAUGGGAGAUACUCGAGGAACUAGAUGUAUUUUUUAAUACGUUAUUGUACGUUAUUGUUUAAUGUGUAAAACGCCGCGGAGACAUCGGACUGCGUCGCGAGCGAUCCCAUCGCGGCCACGCGAUCGGGCCGCUCGUCGCCAUUUCAUCGCUCAUCCAUUCGUUUCGAUAUCAAAUGAAAGAAAUUCCCAAGUCAGUGCUCGUCGGACUCUUUCCACGCCGUUCACGAUCGUCGGGGCUCUUUAGAUCGACAGAAGGAAGACAUUUUUUCUUUUCCUUUUUUUUUAGAUCGAGUCUCUCGUUUCACACGGAGACGUCGAUGUGUCUUUAUAUUUCGGACGAGGUUUCGAAAACGUUCGGUCUGCAACGUUCAAAGUUCCAAUUUAACUUUAUUAGAAAUUAUCAAAACGAUUUGCUCAAAACACACUUGGAAGUGAGUCUUUUCCUUCUGGCGUCGAUCCUCGACGAUAGCCGACGUCGUUCUCGCAAGGGCAUUCACUCCACCGAUCGCAUCGACAGUGGCACCGGCGGACAUGUCGCAUCCGCGCGACCUGAUCGGGUCUCGAUUCUUCUCUAUCUCUUCAGCAGUCUCUUUUUUCUUUUUUUUUUUUUUGUAUCAGAGCACGUAUCCAGUUAAGCGCUAUUUGUCUCUCUUAGAUAGUAGAUGAUAAUAAACGCGAACGUGAGGACUCAUCUGCGUGGGAUCUCAGGCAUUAAGCUAGUACAGGAGGAAACGCACGGUGAAGCUGCAUUAUCGUUGUUCUUAUGGCUAACCGAAUCAUCAUUGGUGUAGGGUUGGGAGUCUGCCAGUGCCACGAAUCUUCAUGCAUACCGAUGUAUCUUUAGCUAACGUUAUUCGUACGUCUGCAAGAUGAAACGUUUCGUAGAGACCGGCCGAUUUCGCCCAGAUUUUCACCUCGAUGUCGUUUCACAUCGUCAACCUUAAUUUUUACAUUUCACGGGGAAGUUAAAGCAGAGAGUUCGAGCAAUCUCCAGGAAUGCUAAAAAUGUUACUCGAGGUCUACCAUACGCGCGAAUCGCAACGUUUCCGUCAUCCAGACGUAUGACAAUCGGCAUACGCGUAGAUCCAACAUUCACGAAAUAAUUUCUCCAACUGCCACGAUGAUAAAUCAUCGACGCAUGGAUCAUGAAUAUCACUGCAUAAACACGGCGCGAAUGUGCAAAACUUUGUGUAAUUGAAUAUUUUAAUAAAGGUACGAAACACAUUCAUUCAGGUA
This is a messenger RNA of Frieseomelitta varia, 2658 nucleotides long. RefSeq lists its product as uncharacterized. The coding region runs from base 113 to 1369 and encodes 418 amino acids. Gene Ontology annotation, biological process: biological process involved in interspecies interaction between organisms. Gene Ontology annotation, cellular component: external side of plasma membrane. The record is from RefSeq and is a predicted model, not a curated record. NCBI's taxonomy places the organism in Eukaryota, Metazoa, Arthropoda, Insecta, Hymenoptera, Apidae. The transcript is spliced from 4 exons. Gene Ontology annotation, molecular function: carbohydrate binding.